This is a messenger RNA of Solanum tuberosum (potato), 1849 nucleotides long. RefSeq names its product dihydroorotase, mitochondrial. Gene Ontology annotation, cellular component: cytoplasm; chloroplast. Bases 551 to 1681 code for a protein of 376 amino acids. The record is from RefSeq and is a predicted model, not a curated record. Lineage: Eukaryota; Viridiplantae; Streptophyta; Magnoliopsida; Solanales; Solanaceae. The transcript has 10 exons. Gene Ontology annotation, biological process: pyrimidine nucleotide biosynthetic process; 'de novo' pyrimidine nucleobase biosynthetic process. Gene Ontology annotation, molecular function: dihydroorotase activity.
UAUACCCAUCGAUUUAAGAUCUUCAUUAGGGUCGUCCAGAUUAGAGUUCUCCAACCCAUAUUGUGAUGUACCAUUUUCUCUUUUAGUAAUCCGUUCAUUCAUUCGUCUCCGAAGAACAAGCAGCAGAAGCAGAAGCAGAAGCUUCAGGACGUGGUUUUGAAGCUUCUUCACUCAAUUUAUUAUUAUCAAUAGAAGGACUAAAGCCUUGAAAAUACAUCCGACCUUUUAUAGCCUCAGGAGGGGAAGUUUCCAUCAGGUAUCACCUCUUCUUCCUUCUUAGGCUUUUCCUCUCUGAGAGAAGCCCUUUGCAUAAACUUCAAGUUCCUCAAGGUACCGGAUAGUUCACGCUUGGCCAUUCUGAUUUGCAGAACAACUUCUUGGGGAACACCGAAACUGAAAUUGCUUUUAUUCACUUGCUAUUCUUCAAUUUCCGGCAGGGUGACGGCGCCGGCGCCGGCGCUAGCCUCGAAAGGAAUCUCGUGCCUCCAAUUGCAGCUAACCGCAAAAUCCAUCGUCUCCUCAAAGAACAACUUUCUCAGAUUGUAGAGUGAUGAGGACUUUAUUCUCCCCCUGCAAAAUUUCACAUAUACCAGUUGUUAGCUUUGGACGCAAAAGAUCGUUAAAAAUCUACAGUGCAAAAAUGGAGCUCUCAAUCACACAACCUGAUGAUUGGCAUCUUCAUCUCCGUGAUGGUGAUGUUCUUAAGGCAGUUGUCCCUCACAGUGCACAUCACUUUGGGAGGGCAAUAGUCAUGCCAAAUUUGAAGCCUCCUAUCACUACCACUGCUGCUGCUGUAGCAUACCGGGAGGCGAUAUUGAAAUCUUUACCUGUUGAUAGUGAUUUCAACCCUCUUAUGACACUUUAUUUGACAGAUACAACCAGUCCUAGGGAAAUCAAACUAGCAAGAGAGAGCCAGGUCGUAUUUGGGGUGAAGUUGUACCCUGCUGGUGCCACGACAAAUUCUCAAGAUGGAGUGACUGAUCUUUUCGGGAAGUGUUUACCAGUUCUACAAGAAAUGGUUGAGCAUAAUAUGCCUCUGCUGGUUCAUGGAGAGGUUACUAAUCCUGAGGUUGACAUGUUUGAUAGAGAAAAGGUAUUCAUUGAAACGGUUUUAAGACCGUUGGUGCAGAAAUUUCCACGAUUGAAGAUCGUGAUGGAGCAUGUUACCACCAUGGAUGCUGUUAAGUUUGUUGAAUCUUGCACUGAAGGAUUUGUUGCAGCGACUGUCACCCCACAACAUCUUGUUUUGAACAGGAAUUCUCUCUUCCAAGGGGGCUUACAACCGCAUAAUUACUGCCUUCCAGUCCUCAAAAGAGAGAUCCACAGGGAGGCACUUGUGUCAGCUGUAACAAGUGGAAGUAAAAGAUUUUUUCUUGGGACUGAUAGUGCUCCUCAUGAUAGACGAAGAAAAGAAUGUUCUUGUGGAUGUGCUGGUAUUUACAAUGCUCCUGUAGCCUUGUCAGUAUAUGCAAAGGUGUUUGAAAAGGAAAAUGCACUCGACAAGCUCGAAGCAUUUACUAGCUUCAAUGGACCAGACUUUUAUGGGCUUCCUAGGAACAACUCAAAGAUUAAGUUGAGUAAGACGCCAUGGAAGGUACCCGAAUCCUUUUCUUAUGCAUCAGGAGAUAUUAUUCCCAUGUUUGCUGGUGAAAUGCUCGACUGGUUGCCGGCUCCUCUCUGAGAGAUUCCUCUUCUCAUUUGUCAUUCUUGUACUGUAAUAUUGUGAUUCAACCAAAGAUAUAGACUGUAGGUGUAUCCUUUCAGCUAAUAAAUUAUGGAAGCAAUAAGCUUUCUGGAUGUGACUGAACGUAAAGCUUCGAUCCAUUUUAAAUUAAGAUCAGGUUUAGUA